Molecule: messenger RNA, 4253 nt
Organism: Hemibagrus wyckioides
Lineage: Eukaryota; Metazoa; Chordata; Actinopteri; Siluriformes; Bagridae
Product: deleted in malignant brain tumors 1 protein-like
Exons: 4
Coding region: 3528-4253 (241 amino acids)
Cellular component (GO): membrane
Source: RefSeq, a predicted model, not a curated record
UGGCCUGCACAGAGUCCUGACCUCAACCCGAUAGAACACCUUUGGGAUGAAUUAGAGCGGAGACUGAGAGCCAGGCCUUCUCGUCCAACAUCAGUGUGUGACCUCACAAAUGCGCUUCUGGAAGAAUGGUCAAAAAUUCCCAUAAACACACUCCUAAACCUUGUGGACAGCCUUCCCAGAAGAGUUGAAGCUGUUAUAGCUGCAAAGGGUGGACCGACGUCAUAUUGAACCCUAUGGAUUAGGAAUGGGAUGUCACUUAAGUUCAUAUGCGAGUCAAGGCAGGUGAGCGAAUACUUUUGGCAAUAUAGUGUACGUGUGCACUCAUACCCCCUUCAAUUGUUUCCACUAUGCAUUCGCUCCAGAGGUACAGAAUAUGUAGGAGACUUACCUAAAUCAUCUUGCAAUAAAAUAAUGGAAGCAGCUCACCCUAUAGUUAAUGUGAUGCCAACAUGCAUCAGAAUAUGGAUGUGAACCUGGCAUUUCAGUCAAGCUGAAGAUCCCAAGCUUAUGUCUGGGAAACAUGCCUGUUGCAGACAUAUUUUGGUAUUGCCGAGGAACACAGGUCCUACAAUUCUUGCCUAGAUUGUGGCAUGGGUUUUGUGCCCCAGUGGUACUGGAAGGACGGCUCACAGUAGUCACCCUUGAUGACUCACAACUUGCGUCCAUGUAUGAAACAUUUGCAAGUAACAAAUUCCUCAGUACUCCCGAAAUGGGGUCCAAACACAAAAAUUCAUAUAAAUUGGGCAGGAAUACCGAUCAGAGUUCCCGACGAACAUUUAGCCCUUCGGAAAGGCUCAUCCACGGCAUUGAACAUCUUGCUACCAACGGUGCAGAUCAGCAGAAAUACAACUAUAUUUGGUAUAACCAGCAGCGUUUUAUUAACCACACCAUCGAGGCAUUAAAAUUAGUAUCGGAACAACUCCAUGCAAUGACCCUUAUGAUUAUACAGAAUUGUUUAGCCAUUGACAUUAUGCGUGGGCCCGAACAGGAAGUGUGUGAGAUGAUAGGAUCGGAUUGUUGUACCAUUGUCCCUUUGCACACUGGACCUGCAGGCCCACUUGACACACUGAUAUCGCGCAUGAAAGCAGCUCGGGAUGAGAUGGUGUCUAAUAAUGCUUCUUCAGACCCAGGCUGACUUGAAUGGCUAUUUUCUACUGACUGGGUAGCUGGAUUCACGCGUAUCGGAACGACCAUUCUGAUGGUACUACUAGUCGUAGGACUCACUGUUGCGGAAUACCAUGCUUGCGUGCCCUACUAGACAAGACGAUACACUCUCUUUUUGGUCAGUAUAUGCAGCUCCAUAUGCAGGACAUGAUUGAUGGAGACACCACUGGAGUCCCCAUUGAGAAUGCUACGGAUGACAGUGGGGAUGAUAAAAGGCUGGCGCAAGAGUUUGACUGUCCCUUGUUGGACAAUACAGCGCAUUAUUGCUAAAGAUUGCUGAAAUUGCUGUUAUGUGUUGUGUUUUGAGUGUUUUUCUCUCUGUAUGCUCCUCUGUGUUGUAUUCCUCUUUGGUGUGCGUAUAUGUGUAUGUUGUGUGCAGGACCUAUGGCUGAAAGUCCUAGUGCAACCCUCCAGUGUAAUCGCUGCACCCACAGCCACCAUAGACAGAGGACUCUUCCAUGCGGAUGGCUAAAAUGUGAUGAAAAUGGGAAGAUUUAUCUGGGCUGGCGACAAGUCCAGUGUGCUGCGUGUUGCAAUUUGAUGUCAACCUUGGAAGCCCUGCAUUGCUUUCAAGACCCCUACAUGAGAUGGAAGAUCUUCCACCCCUGCUGUAUGGACACGGACUGGACCCUUCACAUAGAAAGAGCACGUCCAACCGCUAAAAUACUCCAGCAUACUAACUUCUAUUACAUAGAGUCGACUUGGCUGAUCCACAAGUAUUCAUCAGAUUACGAACUUCCCCGUGGACUCACUCGGUACAGUUGUAUCGACUUCAUCGUUACAUAUCAGUAGCUCAGAUUUAUGGUAGUUCAAAGGCGCAUGGGUUUCUCACCACUCGCAACAUUAUUCAGUCCAAGUAGUUACUGUGUCUUUCUGUGGGUAUGUUCUGUGGACCUCACAUUCAAAGAGCCAACACGAACGAUUGAACAACUUGAAUCAGAGCCUCUGCUCUUCUAUGCAUGGAAAGAGAAACAUGGGAAUGUUCUAAGUGAGAAGGGAAAAAAUAACAUUAAACAAAAAUCCAAUACGAUAAAAUCCACGGUGGAAACAGAGUCAAUAAUCAGUGAUGGCAACAAUCAAUAAUCCACAAAAUAAUCCCCGGGAAAACAGUCAGUAUCCACAAGAAAAAAAUAUAAGAAAAUCCACAAAGAAAUAAUCCACAGGGAAAAAAAGGAGCAAGUCUCUUGAGAGAAGGGAAAACCAAAAAAUCCACUAGAAAUAAUCCACAAGAAAGGUACGGAGAGGAAAAACCACCGAAGCAAAUACGGGAAACACAAAAACGCCACGGGAAAGAGCGAGGCGGAAGAGCCGGCAAAAUUAAACCAAAAUGAGCAGGAAAAAAAUGAACAGAAAACUCACUGCAAAAGCAGGAACAAAAACAUGGUGAAUGUUGAAAGAAGGAAGGAAAUGCAACAGGGCGACAGCAGGCCGAUUACGCAGAGUGCAAGGCUAACUGGAGAGAUCAUCCGGCAGGGAAAGUGUGUAAGCCACAUCUUUAAAUAGCGCAGGUGAGUAUAAAAUGGCAGUAACGUGGAAGCAGGCGAUCACAGGUAGCCACUGCCCUGGAAGCACAAGGCGUGACCGAGAAAGUGCAGGAUAAGAUCAUGACAAUGACUAUCGGUUGAAAUUGUCUAUAGGAUAUAAAAUAUUCUGUCAUGCUGCUUAUAAUAUUAUGUGUUUAUAAUGUGGCUUCAGAAGAGGCAAAAGCAGAAUCCAUUAAAUAGAAAGCCAAGUAAACAUUCCAAAACUGUGAGCAAAAAUCUGAGUGCAAAUAACAGUCAAAAAGAAAACAAACCAGAAAGCACAGUCCGUGUGGCAAACAAAUCUGACAAACACAAUUUACAGAACAUGAGAAAUCCACAGAAGAGAACUGGAUCAAAACACAGUGGCAAACACAAUGGAGAACAAAGAAUGGCUGAGAAAUGAUUAGAAAUAAUCAUUCAAAAUAUUGAUAUAUAAUAACAUUCACUAUGAUUAAUUAACAUGAACAUGGAUUUUGAUGUUUGUUUUAGAUGACGCUAAAAUACGACUCAUUGGUGGCAACAACAACUGCUCUGGAACAGUGGAGAUCCUGAACGAUGGCCAGUGGUGUUGAUGUUCAGUUCAUUUUAAUGACCUCAUGCAAAUAAUGUUCAUCAUUUAUAAUGUGAAAUGUCUUUUAUUUUGUUUUUGAGAAAUGGUUAGAAUUAAUCAUUAAAAUUAUUACUAUAUAGUAAUAAGACUUUGAUCAACAUGAAUAUAGAUUCUGUAACAUCCAACGUUUUUUUGAGAAAUUAUUAACAACUAACAGAAAUUGAAUCAUAAAAGAUUCAUCAUCAUAAAUUAAUAUAACAUAGAUUUUGCUGUUUGUCUUGUAAGGUAACAUGCAUCUCAUUGGUGGCACCGACUCCUGCUCUGGUAGAGUGGAGAUCCUGCAUGAUGGUCAGUGGGGAACAGUGUGUGAUGAUGACUGGGACCUGAAUGAUGCAGAGGUGGUGUGUAGACAGCUUGGAUGUGGUAAAGCGGUCACCGCUCAUCAAAAUGCCCACUUUGCUCAGGGAAGUGGCCCAAUAUGGCUGGAUGAAGUUCAGUGUUCUGGAAGUGAAAGUAACAUCACACAGUGCUCUCAUAGAGGAUUUGGAUCACACAACUGCAGCCAUGGUGAAGAUGCUGGUGUUACUUGUUCAGGUAACAUACGACUCAUUGGUGGCACCGACUCCUGCUCUGGUACAGUGGAGAUCCUGCAUGAUGGCCAGUGGUGUGAUAAUGAUUGGAUGACGCUAACAUACGACUCAUUGGUAACACCGCUCAUCAAAGUUCCCACUUUGGUCAGGGAAGUGGCCCAAUAUGGCUGGAUGAUGUUCAGUGUUCUGGAAGUGAAAGCUCCAUCACACAGUGCUCUCAUAGAGGAUUUGGAAAACACAACUGCUACCAUGGUGAAGAUGCUGGUGUUACUUGCUCAGCUGCCAAAACCACAAACGAGAGUCCCCAAGAAGAGGAGACAGAUAACAAAGUCGCUGAUAAAAACAAAAAAAAUAUUUUCCAGCAGAAGAAUGAUGCAUACAACUCUGAUAUUGACUGUGAUGCGUGAUGUGGAGUGUGGAGUGUAG